Fonsecaea erecta is the source of this 531-nucleotide messenger RNA. Its product is annotated as 1,2-dihydroxy-3-keto-5-methylthiopentene dioxygenase. NCBI's taxonomy places the organism in Eukaryota, Fungi, Ascomycota, Eurotiomycetes, Chaetothyriales, Herpotrichiellaceae. Gene Ontology annotation, molecular function: acireductone dioxygenase [iron(II)-requiring] activity. The transcript is spliced from 3 exons. The coding region runs from base 1 to 531 and encodes 176 amino acids. The record is from RefSeq and is a predicted model, not a curated record.
AUGAAGGCCUAUUGGUACGAUAACCAAGAGGGCGACCAGCGCCUUGCGCACGACUCGGGUCGCCCAGUCGAUGCCUCAUACCUGGCCCAAAUCGGCGUCCUGUACCGCCACUGCCCCGAAUUGUCCUCGGUCGACGCCAUUGCCAAAGAAAGACACUAUAAGAACCGCGAUGAGAUCACCGUCUCUCCACAAGCCAUGGGCGCCGUCUACGAAGACAAAGUGAAGAUGUUCUUUGACGAGCACUUACAUGAAGACGAGGAAAUUCGCUACAUUCGGGACGGCGCAGGCUAUUUUGAUGUGAGGUCCAAGGACGAUGACUGGGUGAGGAUCCGGCUUGAAAAGGACGAUCUGAUCAUCUUGCCUGCGGGCAUCUAUCACCGGUUUACCACUGACGAGGACAAUUAUAUCAAAGCUAUGCGGCUCUUCCAAGACGAGCCCAAGUGGACAGCAUUAAACCGUGGUGCGGACACCGACGUUAACGAGCACCGCAAGAACUACCUCCAGACCAGAGACGGCAUCUCUGUGGCAUGA